Aaosphaeria arxii CBS 175.79 is the source of this 441-nucleotide messenger RNA. RefSeq lists its product as uncharacterized. The coding region runs from base 7 to 429 and encodes 140 amino acids. Lineage: Eukaryota; Fungi; Ascomycota; Dothideomycetes; Pleosporales. The record is from RefSeq and is a predicted model, not a curated record. The transcript has a single exon.
GCGAAGAUGGUGGACCUAUUUCUCGACCAGGUGGAUAUUUGUUUCGAAACAUUUCAAAAACAUCACUCCACUCCACCCCACUCUGUUCCACCGCAUCUUGGAAACGCUUCGAUCUUAUUCACUUCUUCCCAACUGUGCCUUCAUCCCGCCUACGCCUAUCUACAGUGCCUACACCACCAUGAUCAUCAUCAUCUUCACCACCACCACCACCACCAGCAUUGUCCAAAUGCGCACCCCCCUUUUCCACCACCAGUAUCAACGUAUCCUCUUACCUUUGCUCACGUACACAUGCACAUUAUUGCCGUCGCAGCCAUUUCCAAAUCCCUCCCCCCGCAUUCAUAUCUUACGUACGUCCGCUUCCAGAAGUGUAUGCUUACUGUCCACCUCGUGUUCCUCCUGCAAUUAUAUGCGGCCUUGCAGACCCUCUAACGCCAAUCUAUC